GAGGUGGUGGGUGGUGGUCCGGGUUCCCCGCUCACACUCACACUCUCCCUCUCUCAUUCUCUCGGGCGGUAGCGAGGCGUGCGCGGCGCGGUGCGUAUCUCCUGGAGCUGUGCUUGAAGGGUGACAGAGGUGCUUUUGUGCGGCAACGUGACUCGCGGGGAAGGUCGAGGCGCCUCUGGGGAAGCACGUCGCUCAGUGUUUGGCUCAGGUCGCCCGCUCACCCGUAUGAUACUGCGGCGUCCGGCAAGCCUGAGGAGAGGCGUGGGGUGUGGAGGAGGCGAGGCUUUACUUGUGUGUUGACUCUCCCGCCUGGCUGGGAUGGACCUGACGCAAGGGACGUGUGACAACAACAGGGUGCCAUCAGUUACGGAGUGACCGGCCGCACCUCCCACCUGCCUGCCUGCUUCCGGCGCUGGUGUGGCGUGACGAGAAGGCAGUCCAAUCCUUCCUCCCUCAGCACAAACCUCCCCUGUGGCUCCCCGUCCCCUCCACGCACACAAGGGCGGCGUGGAGCUGUUGUGUGAGAGUCAAGGACUAAUAUGACUUGUAUUUAUCAUAGUUUUCGUUCCGUCCCACUGUACGUAGUGUAGUUGCCUGCGGGUCUGGUGGGCGGCCUGCACAGCAAGAGCCUGCCCGUGUGAUGCUCCUCGCCGGGGUGUGUUGACGGCUCCCUGUCCUCACACCGCCACCGUAAGCGGCCACCGAAGCUCACCAGAAACAUUUUACCGUAUGGUCCCAACAACGUCCCCUGCGGCACCCAGCUGACGGCCGCCGCCCGUCACAACCGGUGCGAACACCCUCCCAAGGCCCCGCGCGCUCGCGUUUUGUUUGCGUUGGUUUAACAUAACGGAGUGUUGCACGGGGACUUAAGCAUUAUUCUAUACUUUGCCAGGCUGUAGCAGCUGUCCCUCUCCUUCUGCGCCACUCAGACGGAGGUUCACAAGUCUAUUACCACUAUUAGCCUGUGUAACAGCAAGGGGGCGCGGUGAAGGGACUCCCCGCACCACUGCCCUCACAGCGAGAAAUAUCCAGAGGCCAGCGCCACGACACUGCUGGCCUGCACGUGCUCGUGGGCGACCUUCGCGGCGCGUCUUGCACGGAGAUCUGCCUUGUGUUGCUAUGACCCCGGCCCCCGCCCCGCGAGCCCCACCUCAUGGGCUGCCUCUUGAGUGUCUCCAGCAACACUUGCGUCAACGUGGUGGACUUGGCCGCCGUCAGGGACCUCCAUAACUCUCCCCUGUUCCGCCAGAAGAGGCACUCCGUUCUCUCAGCGUUAUCUGCGCUCUCUGCGAAGCGCCGCGGCAGCAAAGGGGGGCGCUCUUCUCCCCGAAAGCCACGCCGGCCUGGAGUAUUUGUAGCGGACGCCUUGAGAAACUUGCAGCGUGCACAUUCCUUUCGUCACGGCGAGUGUUACCUGUGUAAUUACAAGAACAAAUCGUGUAAUGGAGUGUGCAUCCACCGCGAGAUCUUCACGUCGGUCAAGCCUGGCUACUACUCCAACUACUACAACAAAGAUUCCCACGUGGGCGUGAGGCGCUCCGCGACCCUCAGAACGUCACUCCACUCCUUCCCGUCGCCCAAGCAGAGCAAGGCGUUCCGUGCAGGUUCAUUCUCCCGAGGCUCCGAGCUGAGGGUCUCGCUGCGCAGCUCCAGUUCGUUCAAGGCCAAGGCGCGCCGCUCCAUGAGGUCCAUCACUGCCUUCCCUCCAGACGCGCCGCCGCCGGAACUUGGGAUUAAGCCGCAGGUUUCUCUUCGCCUGUCCCGCCACAGCCUGGGCCGCAGGGAGACCAACCGCUCCGUCACCAGCUGGGAGGAGCGCGAGGCGGUGGCUGCGUUGCACAACGCCCUCAGCAGCAACAGCAUUGACGGCGACUCGCUGCACUCGCGGAACAGCGAGGACGAGGAUGAAGACGACGGGUACGAGCUGGUGGGGCCGCCGCUGCCCGCCAGGAACAAGAAAAGAGGCGCUGGGGAAUUCGCUCCCCCGGUGGACCUAGCCAUUCACCCGCUCAGCAUGAAGGGGACGCUGACAGCUAGUGACUUCGGGCUGGUGAAGAGGGAGCCGGGCCUCACUACGCCCUCCCCACCCUUCCCCAAGUCCCUCCCCUCCAAUCCCACCUACUCCUCCGUGCUUGACCCUGCCCUCAGCUCCGAUCUCACAGAUUCCAACCUUUCGGCGUCCAGCGAUGACGCGGAGAGCUCCUUGAGGAAACGCAAGGACGGUGGUAGGUCUAAUGGGUGUCCGGGGCGUGACGGCACACAGGAAGGGGGUCAGGGGUCACGGCCAGAGAUCCUCCUUCCCCCGCCACCCAAGGACUCACCCACAGACGCCACUCAAGCCAAUACCAGUGCCAACGCCCAGAUGGACAACGCCGUCACCCCGGUGUAUCUGGCGGCGCAGGAGGGCCACUUGGAGGUGCUGCAGUACCUUGUGGACUCUGCCGGCGGGCGCCUCGACCUGCGGGCCAAGGACGGCAUGGCGCCCAUCCACGCGGCGGCUCAGAUGGGCUGCCUCAACUGCCUCAAAUGGAUGGUGACCGAGCAAGGCGUGGACGUGGGGCUUAGAGACGAGGACGGCGCCACGCCCCUCCACUUCGCAGCCUCCCGCGGCCACACCGACACAGUUCGCUGGCUCCUUCGUCACGGCGCCGCCAUCGUACUCGACAAGUUUGGAAAGAGUCCCAUAAACGACGCUGCAGAUAACGACCACAUGGAGGCACUACAGCUCCUGGUGCAGCACGGCGCCACGCCAGACUACGCCACUGACUCAGAUUCUGCGGACUCCGGCUCCCACCACCACCGUUGUUCCUGCCACCAGGGGCUGUGCGGCGCCAGCAAGGACUCGGAAUGCUCCACCAGCGGCUCGGAAUCCUGCAACUCCUCCUGUGAGAGCGACUGUCACUUGUCAGGCCACAGCUCAGACUCCGGCGUGCACCAGGAGCCUUUUUACCUCCACCCCCCAAGCACUGCCACGCCCCCAGAGCCCCCCAGUGGCCAGGAGCAAGGGAAGCAAAAGGAGAAGAGCAGUUUCUUCCUCAACCCUCUCAAUGACCUAAAAGAAGCCUCAGAGAAGUAUAACAAAAGCAAAACCGAGGCUGGAAAGGACGGGGAAAAGAAGUCGAAAAAGCCGUUCUUCCUUCACAAGCCGGAAGCUGUGUCUUACCACCGCGUCCAGGAGCUGUUCGUGGGUAAGAGUUCCAAGAGUGAAGGGAAAGGAAAGAAGAGCAAGGGCGCGAAAGAAAACGGAGCCAAGGACGCCAAGAAAAACGGGAAGGUCGAGCAAGAACAGGAACUCGCAGUGAUCGAGAGUGCGAGUCAAGGCACUGGAGAAAACGGGAAGACGCACACGGGAGAGAAGAAAGGAAGGGUAGACUAUGAGGGGAGGAAGCUACCCAAGAUCCCAAGCGCCUCUUCGUCGCCAUCGUUCCCCUCCUCCUCCUCUCCCUCACACUCCUCGUCUUCUCGAGCCAUACACUCCACGAUGAAAGUGAAGGCAGACAUCCACAGCAGUGAUGACGCGGCCUCCACCUCGAGCGGCUCCUCCCAUGAUCACCACUACGAGGACAUCAACCCGACACACCUGCCAGAGGGACGCCCCAGGGACUCCUCGACCCUGCGCCGCUCCAGAUCAAAGCAGGACGUGGUAGACGAAGACGACGAGGCAGCCAGACAGAGGCAGCGGCUUCAGGGCCUUGAUGAUCUGAUUGCUGGUGUCCCCCCGCCGGACUACGACCGGGGGGCGCCACUGAGCGACGAAUCAGCCCGACCUGACGUCUGUAACAGUGGCUCGCAGGGGGACAUUCCUCCGCCGGCUGAGUUUGGGGAUGAUGAUGAUGGAGAGGAAGAAGCAACAGGCCGCCAGAGACUCCAUUCAACACAUUCCAUGCCACCCACUUCCUCCCACUCCCACGGCCGCACUCCAGUCUCCCGCACCAAUUCAGAGCCGCCACCGCCGCCGCCGCCACCCAUGCCAGACACAGCAACCUCCCCGAGACAGUCCCCGAGCUCCUCACACAGAUCGGCUGAGGAGGCUAAUGGCAUCUCACCCGCCUCCUCCAAGCCUCCCUCCCCCAGGUCUGCCCACAGCUCGGUGGAGGAGAGGGAGGAGGAGGAGGAUCACGUUGAUGAGGGCCUCGGUGGCAGCCCCUCUUCAUUUGUCAGGAGGAAUUCACAGAGAAGCUUGAAUGGAGAGCGCCCUUCAUCAUUGCCCCUGGACAUGGCUGAGCAUUACGGUAAGAUCAUGGCUGAUGGGAGGGAGAGAGAGGUCGCCGCUUCCAAUGAGGAGCUGGGCCACUCCCCGCAACUCGGCAAGUCUCACCUCAUGCAUGGGAAGACCCUGCCAUUCAUUCCCCCCAAGUUCCCCACCCAGCCUUCAGACUCUGGCCUCAUCAAGCCCUCAGAGUACCUGCGUUCACUCGGAGAAAGCACCAUUGCACGUUCACCAAGCGGGGAGGCAAAGGCAGGCCACGGAUCACACCAAACUGGGACCCUACACCACAACGGCACUUCACACCAAAUCAGUACAGCGAAUCACAACGGUACAUCACAUUACAGUGGCAUAACGCCCCUCUCUGCCGCGACACACCACAGCGACACAGAGCACGACAGUGGAAGCGCACACCACACAAUUACAGAAGAGAUUGACACCCAUGAUGCCAGCAACGGCUCGGCAUCUGUCAUCCCUCCCCCACUCCCUGCCAUCCCAGAGUCUAGCGAGGAAGACCCAGCCACUAAGGAUAUUGGUAAUGGUGCUCCUCCUCCUCCUCCUGCUCCUCCUGCUCCCCCUACUUCUUCCUCCUUCAAUACGAUGUCCAGCACACGCACCAACACACUAAACACCAACCACAGCAACAACAACACACUCUCUCACAACAGCAACAAGACAGUGCUGCCGACCAUCAGUGUGACAGACCUACAGAGUGUUCAGCUGAGGAAGAUUGAGACCAAGAGUGUGAAGCCAACCUCCAUUGCCCUCAAGCUACCUGUGUCACCACCAGAGCCACUGAUCAACUCUGUCAAGAAUGAUGUCAUUGCUGAGCUCAAGAUGGGAGUUGAUAUCCCCGGCAUCAAGAAGCUGAAGUCGGAGCGAGCCAAGGAGGAGGAGAUCCACAUCAGGCAGGAGAAGGAGGAGCUUUCCAGACAGUUUUCUGCCAGUAAAUUUGUGGAUCAGGUGCCAGACACUGACCCAUCUGGGAACCGCAUCCCAGACUGGAAGAGGCAGAUGCUGGCGAGAAAGGCAGCCGAGCGCGCCAAGAAGGAGGCAGAGGAGCAGCGGCUGCAGGAGGCAGAGGAGAAGAGACUGCAGUCCAUCCCCCCCUGGAAGCGACAACUGAUGAUGCGGCGGGAGGACGAUGCACGCCGUAGCCAUCCAGUCACAACAUGCACGCAGUCUCCAGCCCACCUCGUCCGCAUCCCAAGCACUAGACCCUAGUGUGAGUGGCAGGGUAGCUAAAGGGAACACAGAGGCAAGGAGGGCUCCAUUGUAUGUGCCCAAGGUGGAGGAGGUGAAGAGGAUCAAGGUCACCAACAUUGGGCACCAGGACUCCCCCCAGCCCUCCGAGAGAACCCAGGAGAAGGAGAGCACUGCAGGAGGGAGCAGCAGAACCACCACCACCACUACCAUCACCGCCACCAUCUCCUCCACCCACACCAGGAGCCCCAUCGACACCAGACAAGAGGAGGACGAGGAGCCGCCCAACCCCUGGCGCACUAAUCUUAGGAAAACUAAUAGUAAAUUGAAUCUACAUGAGUGAGCUUGAGUGACCAUCCAUCCUCCUUCCCUUCUUCCUCUUCCGUCCUUGAAAAAAUUAAAUAGCUUCGUUUUUAUCAGUUAGUGCUGCAGUAUAUAUGGCAUUUUCUCCUCUUCCAUUUAUUUAAGUCAUGUUAUAUAUAUUCCUUCCAUUCUUGUAGCACACACUAUGUAUAUUUUGUAAUAGACUAACUUUUCCAUGUGUAUCUCUUAUCCUUGACUUAAUUUUAAGGAACUGAGUCAUUAUGUCAUAUUUAAAUAAAAGAGUAUUAACCAGCUUGUAAAGGAAGACUGUAUUUAUGUACAUAGAUUAUUAUAUAUGUGUAUUCUCUGUAAAUAAGUGUAUGUAUUGCAUGUGCAGUAGCUCUAUGUAUACAUCUGUAAUAUUAACCAUGCAGACUGGCUGAUUCACUGUGCCAUGUAUAGAGGUGGUGUCCAAGAUGUCACUCAGCGUUAUGACAGAGUGCUGUGCUUCCCCUCUGCUUCAGGCCGGCAGGCAGGACACACCCAGCCUGCCCGCCCGCCGCCUUGCCCCUCACUCCCUACUACACUGGCUUCUCCUUUGAUUUUCUUUUUUUUUUACUGUCAUCAUAACCACAGGGACUAUAGCAUCAAGUAUACUAUGUCCAGGCCGCAUGGAGCUUCAGAUUAAAUAUUUUUCAC
This is a messenger RNA of Scylla paramamosain (green mud crab), 6412 nucleotides long. It is a transcript of the gene f, whose product is annotated as espin-like. NCBI's taxonomy places the organism in Eukaryota, Metazoa, Arthropoda, Malacostraca, Decapoda, Portunidae. Gene Ontology annotation, biological process: actin filament bundle assembly. Bases 1154 to 5431 code for a protein of 1425 amino acids. Gene Ontology annotation, cellular component: cytoplasm. The transcript has 13 exons. The record is from RefSeq and is a predicted model, not a curated record. Gene Ontology annotation, molecular function: actin filament binding.